Messenger RNA from Gekko japonicus, 6877 nucleotides. RefSeq names its product lysine (K)-specific demethylase 5A (gene KDM5A). NCBI's taxonomy places the organism in Eukaryota, Metazoa, Chordata, Lepidosauria, Squamata, Gekkonidae. Gene Ontology annotation, biological process: chromatin remodeling. Gene Ontology annotation, molecular function: histone demethylase activity; DNA binding. The record is from RefSeq and is a predicted model, not a curated record. Gene Ontology annotation, cellular component: nucleus. The transcript has 27 exons. Bases 295 to 5226 code for a protein of 1643 amino acids.
ACAAACUACACCGAAGGGGGGGAGGAGGAGGAGGAAACAAAAACAAACGGGAGGCCCUUCGGCUGCGGCGGCGACGAGAGCUCCGCGGCCGUUUCUGAGGGGCGGCCUCGCGACGGGCCUGCUCCCCGCUGGCCACCGGGAUGCUCCUCCGCCCCCCGGCCCAUCGCUGAGCCGCUGUCCCUUCUCCGCCUUCUCCCCCCCCCCCCCCCCCGCCUCCAGCCUCGUCCGCUCCCUCCCGGGUCCUGAGGCGGCGGCGGCAGCAGCAACUGCAGCGGCCUCGGCGGCGCCGCCGCCAUGUCGGGGGACGACGACGGCCCUGCCGGGGCUCAGUACGUGGCAGAGUUCGUGCCUCCGCCCGAGUGCCCCGUCUUCGAGCCCAGCUGGGAGGAAUUCAGCGACCCGCUCGGCUUCAUCGGCCGCAUCCGACCCUUGGCCGAGAAAACCGGCAUCUGCAAGAUCAGGCCGCCCAAGGACUGGCAGCCUCCUUUUGCAUGUGAUGUACAGAGUUUUCGUUUUACCCCACGUGUUCAGCGCCUGAAUGAAUUGGAGGCAAUGACUAGAGUGAAGCUGGACUUCUUAGAUCAAUUGGCAAAAUUCUGGGAACUUCAAGGAUCUACAUUAAAAAUCCCUGUGGUAGAGAGAAAAAUUUUGGAUCUCUAUUCGUUGAGCAAGAUUGUUGCUGGCAAAGGAGGCUUUGAGGUGGUCACUAAAGAUAAGAAAUGGUCCAAAGUAGCGAGUCGGCUGGGUUACUUACCUGGCAAGGCGACAGGAUCACUUCUGAAGUCGCACUAUGAACGUAUACUAUAUCCAUAUGAACUUUUUCAGUCUGGUGUCAGCCUUAUGGGCAUCCAAAAGCCAAACUUGGACCUUAAGGAAAAAGUGGAGGUUGAGGACCUCGGCAUUGAUGCCCAGUCUCUCCCAAAGCAGGGUACAAGAAUGAACGUUGUGCUGAAGAGAACCAGACGUGUCAAGUCCCAGGCAGAGGCAGGAGAGAUGAGUAGGAAUGCUGAACUAAAGAAGCUCCAGAUCUUUGGAGCAGGACCAAAGAUGAUGGGAUUGGCAUUGGGAGCAAAGGAAAAAGAAGAUGAAGUCCCCCGAAGACGCAAAGGUACCAGAUCUGAAGCAUUUGGCAUGCAGAUGAGACAGCGGAAAGGGGCACUUUCUGUCAACUUUGAAUGUAGCAAACCACGUGAGGCCUUUGGAUUUGAGCAGGCUGUUCGAGAGUAUACCCUCCAGAGCUUUGGUGAGAUGGCAGAUAAUUUCAAAUCUGAUUACUUCAACAUGCCAGUCCAUAUGGUUCCCACUGAGCUGGUGGAAAAGGAGUUCUGGCGACUUGUGAGCAGCAUCGAGGAGGAUGUAAUUGUGGAAUAUGGAGCGGACAUCUCAUCCAAGGACUUUGGAAGCGGCUUCCCUAUAAAGGAUGGCAGAAGAAAGCUAAUGCCAGAAGAGGAGGAGUAUGCCCUUUCUGGCUGGAACCUCAACAAUAUGCCCGUACUGGAGCAGUCUGUCCUUGCUCAUAUCAAUGCGGAUAUUUCUGGCAUGAAGGUGCCCUGGCUUUAUGUGGGGAUGUGCUUCUCAUCUUUCUGCUGGCACAUUGAAGAUCACUGGAGCUAUUCCAUCAACUACCUUCAUUGGGGAGAGCCUAAGACGUGGUACGGAGUACCUUCUCAAGCAGCAGAACAACUGGAGGAAGUGAUGAGAGAGUUGGCCCCUGAGCUGUUUGAGACUCAGCCUGAUCUUCUGCACCAGUUAGUCACCAUCAUGAACCCAAAUGUGCUUAUGGAGCAUGGUGUACCUGUAUAUCGGACCAAUCAGUGUGCUGGCGAGUUUGUUGUAACUUUUCCUCGUGCCUAUCACUCGGGAUUUAACCAAGGCUACAACUUUGCUGAGGCUGUGAACUUCUGCACUGCAGACUGGCUUCCCAUAGGGCGACAGUGUGUAAGCCAUUACCGCCGGCUGAGGCGCCACUGCGUCUUCUCUCAUGAGGAGCUCAUCUUCAAGAUGGCCGCCGACCCUGAGUGCUUGGAUGUGGGGCUUGCUGCCAUGGUCUGUAAAGAAAUGACGCUCAUGACUGAAGAAGAGGCACGCUUGAGGGAAUCUGUUAUACAGAUGGGGGUGCUGAUGUCUGAAGAGGAAGUGUUUGAGCUGGUUCCCGAUGACGAGCGCCAAUGUGCAGCCUGUCGGACCACGUGCUUCCUGUCUGCUCUUACCUGUUCUUGUAACCCUGAGCGGCUUGUCUGCUUGUACCAUCCGAAUGAUCUGUGUUCGUGUCCUAUGCAGAAGAAGUGUCUAAGAUACCGGUAUCCAUUAGAGGACUUCCCUUCCCUGCUGUAUGGAGUGAAAGUCAGAGCACAGUCCUAUGAUACUUGGGUCAGCAGGGUCACUGAGGCACUGGCUGCCAGCCUCAACCACAAGAAAGACGUGAUUGAGCUGAGAGUGAUGUUGGAGGAUGCUGAAGACAGGAAGUAUCCAGAGAACGAUCUCUUCCGUAAGCUAAGAGAUGCUGUGAAAGAGGCAGAGACUUGUGCUUCGGUGGCCCAGCUGCUCCUGAGCAAAAAACAAAAGCAUAGUAAGCUGAGCCCGGAUAGCGGGAGGACACGGACCAAACUGACUGUGGAGGAACUGAAAGCAUUUGUCCAACAGCUGUUUAGCCUUCCCUGUGUCAUCACUCAGGCUCGACAAGUAAAGAACUUGCUGGAUGAUGUUGAAGAGUUCCAUGAACGUGCUCAGGAGGCCAUGAUGGACGAGAUCCCGGACUCAUCGAAGCUGCAGAUGUUGAUUGACAUGGGCUCUGGCCUGUACGUGGAACUUCCUGAACUGCCUCGGCUCAAGCAAGAGCUGCAGCAGGCUCGUUGGCUGGAUGAAGUGCGGGUGACCCUUUCCGAUCCACAGAGAGUCACCUUAGAUGUGAUGAAGAAACUGAUUGACUCAGGGGUGGGGCUGGCACCACACCACGCCGUGGAGAAGGCCAUGGCUGAACUGCAGGAGCUGCUUACAGUUUCUGAGAGGUGGGAAGAGAAAGCCAAGGUCUGCCUACAGGCAAGGCCUCGACAAAGCAUAGCUGCUCUGGAGAACAUUGUGAAUGAGGCCAAGAACAUCCCAGCUUAUUUGCCCAAUGUGUUAGCAUUGAGAGAAGCGCUGCAGCGGGCUCGAGACUGGACGUCCAAGGUGGAAGCCAUUCAGAAUGGUAGCAACUAUGCAUAUCUGGAGCAGCUUGAGAACCUGUCUGCUAAAGGCCGCCUGAUACCUGUCCGCCUUGAUGCACUGCCGCAGGUUGAUUCGCAGGUAGCAGCAGCACGUGCCUGGAGGGAGCGCACAGGAAGAACAUUCCUUAAGAAGAACUCUAGCUAUACUCUCUUACAGGUUCUCAGCCCUAGAACUGAUAUUGGCGUUUAUGGGAGCAGUAAGAACAGGCGGAAAAGAGUGAAGGAGCUGCUGGAGAAGGAGAAAGAGAAGGAUCUUGACCUGGAGUCCUUAAGUGAGCUAGAAGAUGGGCUGGAAGAGACCAGAGACACUGCAACUGUGGUGGCUGUCUUCAAGGAUCGUGAGCAGAAAGAGAUUGAAGCCAUGCAUGCCCUCAGGGAAGCCAACCUGGCAAAGAUGACCAUGGUGGAUUGCAUUGAGGAAAUCAAGUUCUGCAUCUGCCGCAAAACAGCAAGCGGGUUCAUGCUCCAGUGCGAACUCUGCAAAGACUGGUUUCACAGCACCUGUGUGCCACUCCCCAAAACCAGCUCCCAAAAGAAGGGCUCCAGUUGGCCUGCCAAAGAAGUGAAGUUCCUGUGUCCGCUUUGCAUGCGUUCCCGAAGGCCCAGGCUGGAGACCAUCUUAUCUUUGCUGGUCUCCUUGCAAAAGCUGCCGGUUCGGCUGCCCGAGGGAGAGGCGUUGCAGUGCCUGACGGAAAGGGCUAUGAGUUGGCAGGACCGAGCGCGGCAAGCUUUGGCUACCGAUGAACUGUCCUCUGCGUUGGCCAAGCUUUCUGUGCUUAGCCAGCGCAUGGUGGAACAAGCAGCACGCGAGAAAACAGAGAAAAUAAUCAGUGCAGAGCUGCAGAAGGCUGCAGCCAAUCCUGACCUACAGGGUCACUUGACUAGUUUCCAGCAAUCUGGCUUUAAUCGGGCAAUGAGCAGCGUGUCGUCAUCUCCACGACAAACCAUGGACUACGAUGACGAGGAGACAGAUUCGGAUGAAGACAUCAGGGAAGCAUAUGGCUAUGACAUAAAGGACAAUGCCAGUGUAAAAUCCUCCAGCAGCUUGGAGCCCAACCUUUUUUGUGAUGAAGAAAUUCCCAUAAAAUCUGAAGAAGUUGUAACGCACAUGUGGACAGCCCCCUCCUUCUGUGCUGAGCAUGCAUAUUCAUCAGCAUCCAAAAGCUGCUCUCAAGGUUCCAGCACGCCGAGAAAGCAACCUCGUAAGAGCCCCCUAGUACCUCGCAGUUUAGAGCCCCCAGUGCUUGAACUGUCUCCUGGAGCCAAAUCACAACUAGAAGAUCUCAUGAUGAUAGGAGACCUCCUGGAGGUAUCGCUGGAUGAGACCCAGCACAUCUGGCGGAUCCUGCAGGCCACCCACCCACCCUCUGAGGACCGAUUUCUUCACAUCAUGGAGGACGACAGCAUGGACGAGAAGCCAUUAAAAAUGAGGGGGAAAGACUCUUCUGAGAGGAAGCGGAAGCGCAAGCUUGAGAAGGCGGAGCAGUUCUUUGGUGAAAUGAAGCAGAAGUCUAAAGAGCUGAAGAAGCUGGAGAAGCCCAAGAAGAAGAAACUAAAGCUGACUAUGGACAAGACGAAAGAGCUGAACAAACUGGCAAAGAAGCUGGCAAAAGAGGAGGAGCGGAAGAAGAAGCGGGAGAAGGCAGCUGCGGCCAAGGUGGAGCUGAUGAAAGAGUGCACGGAGAAGAAGAGGGAGAAGAAAGUCCUGGAUAUCCCUUCCAAGUAUGACUGGUCAGGAGCGGAAGAGUCCGAUGACGAGAACGCGGUGUGCGCUGCCCAGAACUGCCAGAGGCCCUGCAAGGACAAGGUAGACUGGGUGCAGUGUGAUGGUGGCUGUGAUGAGUGGUUUCAUCAAGUCUGUGUUGGUGUCUCACCAGAAAUGGCAGAGAGCGAAGAUUAUAUCUGUAUAAACUGUGCAAAGAAGCAGAUGCAGGGCCCGGGUAGUCCGACACACGCGCCGCCGCCUCACUUUCUGCUGAGCUACAAACGACCCCUGGAAGACCUCAAGGAGACAAGUUAGCAGCCACUCAGUCUCGCCGGGACUGGAGGGGAAAUGGAACACUGAGAAGGUGGUGUGAACGUAGGCACUCGGCGCACUCCACUUCCAUAGACGUUCGGCCGGAUGGUGGAGCUGGCCCCCCCGGCAGCUGGCUUCCUUUUGUACGAAGCGGGAUGUUACGGGCACAGGGGUACUGACCCAGCUAUGCAGAUACCACCCCGUUGGAAGUCCCAGCCAGUAUAUUUCUUUCCCCCGCCCGUGUUUUCCUAGAAGGCCGAGCGCAGGCCCUGCCUUCGGGCUGAGCAGACGCGAGGCACGUGGCUGAUGCUUUCCAUUCUCAGCACUUCAGUUCGAAAGGGGGGGGGCGCUGUUGAGAGCGUGGAACCCCACCACACCGCCCAAUGGAGGCACAGCGAUGGUGAUGAAGGCACUUUCCAAGCCUCUCGAUGAAAUAGAGGCAGCCGCGGCAAUGUUAUGUGGAUAAAGAACCUGCUUUUGGCACCAGGCAGGAGGGGUUGGGAUUGGGUGGAAAAUGAUAUUAGUUCCUGGGGGGUGUGGGGUUUGUUAGAAGGCAAAAGGAGCUUUAGGUCUUGGAAACAAGGAUUGGGGUUUUUUUGUGUUUACCCUAAUUCCAUUGGGGUAUCUUUCCUUUCUUGGGGAAAGCUCACACCUUAAGAUGUAGCUAAGGUCCAUCACCUUGGUAAAGCACUCCUUCCUGCACCGGUGGUCAUUUUCCUCUGUCUUAGGCAUUUACCCCCACCCCCUGUCACUAAAGCGCAUGAAGCGAGGUGCAGCCGGGGAAGCCUUGGGGGUCGUGAGCAAACGCGUCCAGUAGACUGGGGCGGAGUGCAGCCGCCCAGAUUCCUUGCAAUUCCACCCUGGCGUGUUCCCACGCAAGAACUCCAGCUCACCAGUAUUCCCCAGCAUCACCAGGCUGCGUAGCCUCCCAGUUCCAGUCAGCAGGCCACAGGUACAGUUUGCAAGCCCCGCUUCCUCGCCCUUUUAGGUAUCAGUGGAUGGAGGCCUGCAGUCGGCGACCGAUCCGGUUUGACCUCGCACCCCCUGGUUUUGCUGGGAGACAGGCAGCGUGUGUGGGGGGGUGCGUCCCGGGUGACAAUUGUUUUAGUAAACCCGUUUUUAAAAAAAGGACUGGUUUUUACUUUUUUCUAUGUCUCGGACUACUGACUUGUCUACAAAAAAAGAAAAAGAUUAUUUUUCUUUGGUUUUUAUACUUAACCACGGUUACCAGCAGCACAGAAAGAGAGAGAAAGAGAGAGGCUCACAAAACUAAAACCUGCCUUCAGGCUUGGGUUUUUUUUAAAAAACUUCAUUGCUUCCUUGUAGUACAAGGAAAUUUAGCAGUUACUCCCCACAUCCUUGCUCCACCUGCUGCCUGUGUUUUAAAUAGGUAAAAAAACCAUUUCAUGUGCUACCUUCAUGUCAGGGUUUGUUCUGUUAGCCGGGGUUCCUUGGUCCUCGCUGUCUCCAGUUUAUGCUGGCUUUUCUGUAAGUGAGUGGCUGAAACUGGCCAUUGUGGUGUCUUUCCCUGCUCUCCCCCCCAUUAUCUAUUGUGUUUUCAUAAUUCUACAGUUCUAGGAGUGUUGUAACUAUAGUGUCCAGUCUUAUUAGAUGCAGGGGUUGGGAUUUUCUAAAAGAUAAAAAAAUGUAGUGU